CAAGGAGGGAGUCGUGGCUGCUGCUGAAAAAACCAAACAGGGUGUGGCAGAAGCCGCAGGAAAGACAAAAGAGGGUGUUCUCUAUGUAGCUGACUUUGGGAAUGGUGACACUGCUACUGUUCAGGAGAUGCAAUAGAUAGCCAGUGGAACUGAUCCAAGCUGACUGAAUAAAUGGAAGAAGUUGUCAUGAAUAAGUUGAAGAUGUUCCAGAGGAAGUGCUGCUGCAAAAGUACCCCAUAUUAGAAGAACGGUCAGAGAUAGAGCGUGAUGCUAAAAGGUCACCAUUCUGACCAGUGUGAGGUGAUAUUUCAUUGUGAUUUUGAUUUGUACUUACGUGAUGAUAGUGAAGUUGAGCAUCUUUUGAUGUAUGUGUUGGCCAUCGGCUCCAAAACCAAGGAAGGUGUGGUUCAUGGUGUGACAACAGUGGCUGAGAAGACCAAAGAGCAAGUGACAAAUGUUGGUGAGGCGGUGGUGACAGGGGUGACAGCAGUUGCACAAAAGACAGUGGAGGGAGCAGGGAGCAUCGCAGCUGCCACUGGCUUUGGCAAAAAGGAUCAGUUGGGCAAGAAUGAAGAAGGAGGUCCACAGGAAGGAAUUCUGGAAGAUAUGCCUGUUGAUCCUGACAAUGAGGCAUACGAAAUGCCUUCUGAGGAAGGGUAUCAAGACUAUGAACCCGAAGCAUAAGAAAUACUUUUACUCGCAGUUUCUUGAGAUCUACUGAGAGAUGUUCCAUCCUGUACAAGUACUCAGUCCCAACGUGCCCAGUCAUGACAUUUUUCUCAAAGUUUUUACAGUGUAUUUUAAACUCUUCCAUCAGCAGUGAUUGAAAUUAUCUGUACCUGCCCUUACUCAGCAUUUCAGUGCUUCCUUCUCACUGAAGUGAAUAUAUGGUAGCAGGGUCUUUGUGUGCUGUGUGGAUAUUGUGGCUUCAAAUCUAAAA
This is a messenger RNA of Panthera uncia (snow leopard), 940 nucleotides long. It is a transcript of the gene SNCA, whose product is annotated as synuclein alpha. The record is from RefSeq and is a predicted model, not a curated record. Gene Ontology annotation, biological process: regulation of dopamine secretion; synapse organization; synaptic vesicle endocytosis. The transcript has 7 exons. Lineage: Eukaryota; Metazoa; Chordata; Mammalia; Carnivora; Felidae. Gene Ontology annotation, cellular component: axon terminus; cytoplasm; neuronal cell body. Gene Ontology annotation, molecular function: cuprous ion binding. The coding region runs from base 268 to 684 and encodes 138 amino acids.